This is a messenger RNA of Oxyura jamaicensis (ruddy duck), 1778 nucleotides long. Its product is annotated as interferon regulatory factor 5-like. Gene Ontology annotation, cellular component: nucleus. Gene Ontology annotation, molecular function: protein binding; DNA-binding transcription factor activity, RNA polymerase II-specific; RNA polymerase II cis-regulatory region sequence-specific DNA binding. The transcript has 9 exons. The record is from RefSeq and is a predicted model, not a curated record. The coding region runs from base 245 to 1732 and encodes 495 amino acids. Lineage: Eukaryota; Metazoa; Chordata; Aves; Anseriformes; Anatidae. Gene Ontology annotation, biological process: regulation of transcription by RNA polymerase II; immune system process.
GCGGGCGGGCCACGCCCACCGCGGGGCUUCCCCGAAGGGGCGGGGGGAGGGCGCGGCGCAUGCAAAUGAGAUGCAAACGAGAUGCAAAUGAGGCGCGCCGUGCGGAAGCGCUGCGAGGAGGCGGCGGCGGCGGCGGCCGGACCCGGGGGGCGCGGGUGACCACGGGUGACCAGAGGUGACCACAGGUGACCGGAGCUGAUCGGAGGUGACCACAGGUGACCGUCGACCACCGCCCCCACCCGCCAUGACGGCGCCGCAGCGCCGCGUCCGCCUGAAGCCGUGGCUGCUGGCGCAGGUGGAGAGCCGGCGCUACCCGGGGCUGCAGUGGGUGGACAAGCGGCAGCGCCUCUUCUGCAUCCCCUGGCACCACGCCACGCGGCACCUCCCGCCCCAGGAGGACGACGGCACCAUCUUCAAGGCGUGGGCCACGGAGACGGGGAAGUUCACGGAGGGGGUGGACGAGCCCGACCCCGCCAAGUGGAAGGCCAACCUGCGCUGCGCCCUCAACAAGAGCCGCGAGUUCCGCCUGCGCUACGACGGCACCAAGGACGCCCCCCCCAAGCCCUACAAGGUGUACGAGGUCUGCGAGGCCGACGGCGCAGACGCGGUGGCCGGGGACGACUUCGUCUGCGGCGGGGAGGAGGACGUGAGCCAGCUGCAGAAGCUGAUGUCCCUCAGCAUCGACGGUGAGCCGGCCGUGGGGGGCGCCCCAUGGGGGGGCGGCGAGGUGGGGGCAUCCCCGGCCGCCCCCCAACCCCGCUGCCCCCCAGACGCCACCGUCCACACCGGGGACCUGCUGCCCCCCUACCCCUGGCCCAAGGAGGAGCCCCCCUUCGGCAGCGGCUGCCCCAUGGGGCCCUUCCUGCCCGGGGGGGCGGUGGCGGCCCCCGAGCUGCCCCCCGGCGCUGCCGGCACUGCGCCCCCCCCGGCCACCCUGGCGCCCAUGGAGCACGGGGUCCCCAACCUGCUCAUCAGCCCCCACUUGCUGCCACCAGUGACCGACCUGGAGCUCAAGUUCCAGUACCGGGGCCGCCAGGUCUGCGUCCUCACCAUCAGCAACCCCCACGGCUGCCGCCUCUUCCACAGCAGCCUGGAGCCCACGCAGGAGCAGGUGGAGCUCUUCGGGCCGCUGACGCUGGAGCAGGUCCGCUUCCCCGCCGCCGACGGCAUCCCCAACGAGAAGCAGCGCUUCUACACCCACCAGCUGCUGGACGUGCUCGACCGCGGGCUCAUCCUGGAGCUGCAGGGCCAGGACAUCUACGCCAUCCGCCUCUGCCAGUGCAAGGUCUUCUGGAGCGGGCCCUGCGCCGCCCACCGCGCCGGCCCCAACCCCAUCGAGAGGGAGAAGAAGACCAAGCUCUUCAGCCUCGAGGGGUUUCUCAACGGCUUGAUCCUGUUCCAGAAGGGGCAGACCACCACGCCGCCCCCCUUCGAGAUCUUCUUCUGCUUCGGCGAGGAGUGGCCGGACCAGAAGCCCAAGGAGAAGAAGCUGAUCACGGUGCAGGUGGUGCCGGUGGCGGCGCGGCUGCUGCUGGAGAUGUUCUCGGGGGAGCUGUCGUGGUCGGCCGACAGCAUCCCGCUGCAGAUCUCCCACCCCGACCUGAAGGACAGGAUGGUGGAGCAGUUCAAGGAGCUCUACCAGCUCUGGCAGAGCCAGCAGCGCCUGCCGCAGCCCCCGGCGCGCGCCGAGCCCGGCCCCUGGGCGCUGCCGCCCGGGUCCCUGCCCCAGUGAGGGGACCUGGGGGACGGCCCCGCGGCGCCCGAUGCCACCGUGGGGC